This is a messenger RNA of Pan troglodytes (chimpanzee), 4011 nucleotides long. It is a transcript of the gene KLRC3, whose product is annotated as killer cell lectin-like receptor subfamily C, member 3. Lineage: Eukaryota; Metazoa; Chordata; Mammalia; Primates; Hominidae. The record is from RefSeq and is a predicted model, not a curated record. The coding region runs from base 2699 to 3577 and encodes 292 amino acids. The transcript has 6 exons. Gene Ontology annotation, biological process: positive regulation of natural killer cell mediated cytotoxicity; stimulatory C-type lectin receptor signaling pathway.
UUUUUUUUUUUUAAGAGAUGGGGUUUCAUCCUGUGUAUCAUGCUAACCUCAAACUCCUGAGCUCAAGUGAUCCUGGAGUGCUGGGAUUACUGACAUGAGCUGCCACGCCUGGACAUUCAUGUAUCAUUUUACUUGUGUUUUAAAAAAUCUCCAUUUUCUGGCCUCCCCAUUUUUAAGUAGGUGAUGUUUUAAAAAUUGCUUUAACCUCCCUUCAUAGUUUAACUUAGGCUUUAAUCAUUUACAACAAAUAUUUCUAUCAAAAUGCAGACAAUAAGUCAUGAUUAGAGAAGGAAUCCGUGAACAAUAUAGUAGAUAGUUGUUUUAUUAUUUCAGUCUCUGGCAUAGAGAUAUAGCUCAGUAUUGUUUAAUAUUUUAUUCUUUCAAGAGACAUUUAUUUUAAUCAGAGGAAUCUGGUUAACUUAUAUAAAGAAGAAAAAUGAAUGAGGGAAUUUUAAGAACUAAGGCAAAGAAAGCAAGAAGAUAAGUUUGAGAAUUCAUGUCAGUUACAAUUAAGUUGAAAAUGCAGCAUUUUCUCAAAAUAGUGACAAGUACAUUAAAUUCCUAUUGAUAAAAUCAUUAUUUAAAUUUUGUUAUUAUGAUAGCAGUGAUAUUAUAGGGGUAUAUGAUAAAGACGUAUAUAAUGUCAAGUUUCAGCCACCUUGUCUAAAUGUAGAAAGCAACCACCUAAGAUCCUUUUGAAAAGUUACAAAACUUUGGUGUUUGUGACUGAGAUGGAAACAAUCACCAGCAUGGAUCAAAUCUCUGCUCUCCCCUCAUCUUGUCGACCAUAAAAAUAAUUUCUAAAAGGCACUUGAAAAUGGACAAACUAAAUGACACACUAGCCACCCAAAGUCUCCUAUAUUCUAAAGUGUGUGAUGAGACAAACUGAUUCAAAAUAGCCCUAGGGUGAGAAUUUCCUGUUCAAAUCUGCAGCGACACAUUGGUGAGGAAUCUACUUUUUCCACUCUUGCCUCACUCUGACCCUUCAAAGGGCAGUCUGUGAAGAUCACAGAUAACGUUUGUGUCUUUCAGAGGUAACCUGACCUCUCCACUGAAGGGCGUGUGGCUUUCUGAUGACAGUAGGUAAGUGUUGCUCCUCUCCCUGUUUCUCUACUAGCUCAUCUCAUUUAGUAGAAGAUUGUAAAUACUGGCUGUGAUGCGCCUGAGGUAAAGUUGAUGUAGACGAAAAUCAAGGUAGAACUUUAUUCACGUGAAUAAUUCAAGGUGAAAAACGAGCCAAAAUAUAAACUAUGUUUAAGGAUUUCUUAGAGUAUUCACAUCAUUGCCGGUGGAGAAUCACUCAAGUAGAUGCAUACAUAAUAAUAGGUUUGCCAAUCCAUGUAAUUUAGAGUGAAACCCAUAACCAUCAUGACAAUGAACAAUUAAUUUUGGAUUUUGUAAUCAUUACUGGUUUAAUUGUAUAUUACAUUUAGACCAAACUUUAAAAAUAAAUUUUUAAUAUGGAUACAUCAAAUUGUGAAUGUCAAACAUUAAUUCUCAAUCACACACCUAGAUUUCAUGAAAGCAGUUUUAAUUUUUAAUAAAAAUAAGGAUGAAAUCAUUUCCAUAAAAUGCAAAUCUGACCUUAAUUAUAAACAAUUGGAAGACUUAAAACAAUUGAACCAAACAUUGCAGAAAAGAUGUACCACACUGACAUGAGACGCCUAAUUAAUCAGUUAUUUUAACACACUCUAAUGCAAAUCAGAAAUAAUAAAAUGGCAAUUGUGUUAAAAAUAGUUGAAAUAUCUAUUAUGUAUUCAGUGGUAACAUGUGCCAGGUUGUGUGUUUAGUUUUCUACGUACAUUAUACUUUGUAAAUUAUUUUUCCCAAUGUAGAUUAGUAAACUAGGUUAGUAGACACUAAGUAAUUUAGUACAGGUCACAUAUUACAACUUGCAAAGCUAGAAUUAAUUGUAGUCUCACUGACUACAGAGCUCAUUGACUAGAUUAUUAAAUUACAUUAUCUGAACUAUUACAAUUACUUAUACAACCAAAGCGACCCUCACUGACUUAUACAAUCAUAGGAGCUUUCUGAAAGUUUGAUUGGCCACUAUUCUUCCAUAGAUGGCCCACACGUUUAUUUAUCAUUUUAAGUUUUCCUAUUUUAGUCAUUAAAUCAAUUACCAAUUUCUUGUGUAAAAGCAGCAAUUUAAAACUAUGUUUUCAAUAAUAUUUAUGCAUACAGUAAUGUAAUGUUUUACAAGAUAUAUUUUUAAAAUUUUAAUGAUUUUUCUGAUUUCCUAAUUUAGAAAAAAAAUCAUUUGACAAUACCUCACGUCCUUUUAAUAAAUGAAUGUAAGUCACUAACAAUGUAUUUUAGUAUAAGAAGUUACUCUAUAUGCUGACAGAACUAUUUUAUCUUAUGGCACACAAUCCUUAACCAUCAAUGACUCUUAAAACUAUGAUAAAAUUUGUGUAUUUCUAAAUACAGUAUUUUGAUUGUUGACAUAUGCAGUCUAUUGGUGUUAAACAUUUUUGAAGAAUCUAACCUUAAUUUAAUACCAAUUUUUCAUGAACUUCCUAGUUCUCACAAGUUUAAUGUUUUUAUUGUUCCCACUAGUAAUAUUAUGUCAAAUACAGAAUACAUCUAAAAAAUUGCCAAUUAUAUCAUGUGAUUUUUGUUUAAAGCUUUAGGAAAUUAGUAGCAGAAUUUUACAUUGGUUAACAGCAAAGUAAACAUUAUUACUCAGCCCCAACACAUGCACAUUGCCUAUACCAGGGAUCCUGUCAAAAUAUACACCAUUUAUAGCUUCUUAAGUGCAGUUAUCAUAGAGCACAGUCCCUCACAUCACACAGCUGCAGAGAUGAAUAAACAAAGAGGAACUUUCUCAGAAGUGAGUCUGGCCCAGGACCCAAAGCGGCAGCAAAGGAAACCUAAAGGCAAUAAAAGCUCCAUUUCAGCAACCGAACAGGAAAUAUUCCAAGUAGAAUUAAACCUUCAAAAUGCUUCUCUGAAUCAUCAAGGGAUUGAUAAAAUAUAUGACUGCCAAGGUUUACUGCCACCUCCAGAGAAGCUCACUGCUAAGAUGCUGGGAAUCAUUUGCAUUGUCCUGAUGUCUGCUGUGUUAAAAACGAUAGUUCUUAUUCCUUUCCUGGAGCAGAACAAUUCUUCCCCAAAUACAAGAACCCAGAAAGCACGUCCUUGUGGCCAUUGUCCUGAGGAGUGGAUUACAUAUUCCAACAGUUGUUAUUACAUUGGUAAGGAAAGAAGAACUUGGGAAGAGAGUUUGCAGGCCUGUGCUUCAAAGAACUCUUCUAGUCUGCUUUCUAUAGAUAAUGAAGAAGAAAUGAAAUUUCUGGCCAGCAUUUUACCGUCCUCAUGGAUUGGUGUGUUUUGUAACAGCAGUCAUCAUCCGUGGGUGACAAUAAAUGGUUUGGCUUUCAAACAUGAGAUAAAAGACUCAGAUCAUGCUGAACGUAACUGUGCAAUGCUACAUGUACGUGGACUUAUAUCAGACCAGUGUGGUUCUUCAAGAAUCAUUGUGAGCAUAAGCUUUAGAAUUAAAGCGCUUGAGCUUGCAGUGCAUCAGAUAAAAUUUUAUAUUUGUUCAAAUAGAAAUGAUAUUAUGAUUGCAUAAACCUUAAAAUGAAUUGUGUUAUUUGCUCUAAUAAUAAGAAAAUUCCAAAUCAAUUAUUGAAAUAUAAUACACACAAUUACGGAAGUACAGAUACCCUCGCAUUUAAGUCAGGCUCAUUUUGCUGAACGUGAUGUUUGUGGCAUUCAGGCUUCCUAAAAGUUGCAUGUUUUGUUGGUCAGUUUAUAUGAAGUAUCAAGAACAAGCAAAACCAUGGAGACAGAAAAUAAAAUAGCGUUGCUAAUGCCUAAGGGAGGUUGAAAUAGGAGGUGUCCACUAAUUGCUAGAAUGUUUCUUUGUGUCAGUGAUGAAAACUUUCUAAAUUUCAGUAGCAGUGAUGGUUGUAACUCUGUGAAUAUACUAAACAUCACUGAUUUUUAAUUAUUUUAAGUGGAUGAAAUUUAUGCUAUGUGCACCAUACCUCAGUAAAGCUGUCC